Hyla sarda is the source of this 3452-nucleotide messenger RNA. It is a transcript of the gene AARS1, whose product is annotated as alanyl-tRNA synthetase 1. NCBI's taxonomy places the organism in Eukaryota, Metazoa, Chordata, Amphibia, Anura, Hylidae. Gene Ontology annotation, molecular function: amino acid binding; ATP binding; nucleic acid binding. The coding region runs from base 142 to 3048 and encodes 968 amino acids. Gene Ontology annotation, cellular component: cytoplasm; mitochondrion. The transcript is spliced from 21 exons. The record is from RefSeq and is a predicted model, not a curated record. Gene Ontology annotation, biological process: alanyl-tRNA aminoacylation; tRNA modification.
UCCAAUAAAGACCUGCAGGCCGUUGCUGUUACCCAAUCAGCGAAGAGCGAGGGCGGGGAUUCUCUUUACUGUCAGCGCUUUCUGCUUGCACAUUCGGAGACAACGUGUGUUGCCGGUGGAGGUAGAAAGGUCACGGACACAAUGGCGACAUCACUGACCGCUUCACAGAUCAGACAGAAGUUUAUCGACUUCUUUAAGGACAAUGGUCACACCUAUGUCCACUCCUCUGCCACCGUCCCUCUGGAUGAUCCCACGCUGCUCUUUGCCAAUGCUGGCAUGAACCAAUUUAAGCCAAUAUUCCUGAACACUAUUGACCCUUCCCACCCAAUGGCUAAACUGAACCGAGCUGCUAACACCCAAAAGUGUAUUCGCGCUGGUGGUAAGCACAAUGACCUAGAUGAUGUUGGGAAGGAUGUUUAUCAUCAUACUUUCUUUGAGAUGCUGGGCUCCUGGUCUUUUGGAGACUACUUUAAGGAGCUGGCGUGUAAACUGGCUCUGGACCUUUUGACUAAGGAGUUUGGCAUAGACAUUGAGCGCCUGUAUGUCACCUACUUUGGUGGUAACGAGGCAGCUGGUUUGGAACCUGACCUGGAAUGUAAACAGAUUUGGCUGAACCUGGGGCUUCCAGAAAGCCGCAUAUUACCAGGCAGCAUGAAGGACAACUUUUGGGAGAUGGGGGACACAGGCCCCUGUGGACCGUGCAGUGAGAUUCACUUUGACCGAAUUGGGGGCCGUGAUGCUGCACACUUGGUCAAUAUGGAUGACCCCAAUGUACUGGAGAUCUGGAACCUAGUGUUUAUUCAGUUUAACAGGGAAAGUGAUGGAACCCUGAAGCCACUGCCCAAGAAAAGUAUUGACACCGGGAUGGGGCUAGAAAGACUGGUAUCUGUGCUGCAGACCAAGAUGUCCAACUAUGACACUGACCUGUUUAUACCAUACUUUGAUGCGAUCCAGAAGGGCACUGGGGCAAGGCCCUACUCAGGCAAGGUGGGUGCAGAAGAUGAAGAUGGCAUAGACAUGGCAUACAGAGUGCUUGCAGAUCAUGCUAGGACGAUUACAGUUGCCCUUGCUGAUGGUGGGAGACCUGACAAUACUGGCCGAGGAUAUGUUUUACGUCGAAUUCUUCGUCGCGCUGUAAGAUAUGCACACGAGAAACUUAAUGCAUCCAAAGGAUUCUUUGCUUCUCUGGUUGAUGUUGUUGUCCAGUCGCUGGGAGAUGCUUUCCCCGAGCUAAAGAAAGACCCGGACAUGGUAAAGGACAUAAUCAAUGAGGAGGAGACUCAGUUUCUAAAAACACUCAACAGAGGGCGCCGCAUUCUGGACCGUAAAAUACAAAGCCUGGGAGAAAGCAAGACCAUCCCUGGUGACACAGCAUGGCUGCUGUAUGACACAUAUGGAUUCCCUGUGGAUCUGACAGGCCUGAUUGCAGAGGAGCGAGGCCUGAAAGUGGAUAUGGAGAGUUUUGAAGAGGAAAGAAAAGCUGCUCAGCUCAAGUCUCAGGGCAAAGGGGCAGGAGAUGAAGAUCUUUUGAUGUUGGAUAUUUAUGCUAUUGAAGAGCUGCGCUCCCGGGGUCUAGAGCCAACAGAUGAUUCCUCAAAGUACAACUACACAUCAAGUUCUGAUGGUGUCUAUGAGUUUGAAGGAGUGGAGGCCACUGUGAAGGCGAUUCGCCGGGAGAAGACCUUUGUGGAUGAGGUCUGCACAGGGCAGGAAUGUGGUCUGGUCCUGGAUAAGACCUGCUUCUAUGCAGAACAAGGAGGACAGACAUAUGAUGAAGGAUACAUGGUUCGAGAGGACGACAGCAGUGAAGAUAAAACAGAGUUCAGUGUAAGGAACACUCAGGUUCGGGGUGGUUACGUCCUGCACGUGGGGACUGUGUAUGGCAGCCUGAAAGUUGGUGACCGUGUGCGUCUCUAUAUUGAUGAGACAAGGCGACGUCCAGUUAUGAGCAACCACACAGCCACCCACAUCUUGAACUUUGCCUUGCGCUCAGUUCUCGGGGAGGCAGAUCAGAGGGGCUCUCUAGUUGCAGCAGACAGGCUGAGGUUUGACUUUACAGCAAAAGGAGCCAUGAGCACAAAGGAAAUCCGCAGAGCAGAGGAGAUUGCAAAUCAGCUGAUAAACGAGAACAAGGUAGUCUAUGCUUUGGAUUGCUCCUUGGCAGCUGCUAAAGCAAUUCAGGGGCUGCGUGCUGUGUUUGAUGAGACCUACCCGGACCCUGUUCGUGUGGUGUCUGUUGGAAUCCCUGUAGAGGACUUGCUAGCUGAUCCUUCUGGCCCUGCAGGCUCUAUGACAACAGUGGAGUUCUGUGGUGGAACGCAUCUACAAAAUUCAGGCCAUGCUGGACAGUUUGUCAUUGUCACAGAAGAAGCCAUUGCAAAGGGAAUCCGGAGAAUUGUGGCCCUCACUGGGCCGGAAGCACAGAAGGCUGUUCGGAGGCAAGAGACCCUGAAAACUGCUCUUGCUCAGCUAGAAGCUAAAGUGAAUCAGCAGAUAGCCCCAAACAAGGAUGUUCAGAAGGAGAUUGCUGACCUCAGUGAGACCCUUGCUACAGCCAUAAUCUCUCAGUGGCAGAAGGACGAGCUCCGAGAACAGCUUAAAUCUCUUAAAAAAACGAUGGAUGAUCUUGACCGUGCCCACAAGGCAGACAUCCAGAAACGGGUUCUGGAGAAAACCAAACAGCUAAUUGCAGAAAAUCCAGAUCAACCCCUCCUUGUUCUAGAGAUGGAAGCUGGGGCAUCGGCCAAGGCUCUAAAUGAAUCUCUGAAGCUCCUCAAGUCCCAGUCUCCAAAAACCUCAGCCAUUAUCUUUGCUGUGGACAACGAAGCUGGAAAAAUUACUUGCUUGUGUCAAGUUCCCCAGGAAGCUGCAGACAAAGGCCUAAAAGCCAAUGAGUGGGUCCAGCAGGUGUCUGACCUAAUGGAUGGUAAGGGGGGUGGUAAGGACACAUCAGCACAGGCCACAGGCAAGAACAUAAGCUGUCUUCCUGAAGUGCUGAGACUGGCUGAAGACUUUGGCAAGCUAAAGCUUGGAUCCUUGAAGAACUGAAAGGGAGAACUUAUUGUUACAACACUGGGAGAACUGCUCCUUCCGUCCGGUGCUUGUGGGGACAUCGAUCUAGCAUGGAAAGGGUUAAGUGAUGUCACUGGCUCCUGUGGACAUUAUUCAUCCUCUAGUUUCAUCACCAUCUUCCCCCUGUCCUGCUCGCUGCCUUUGCAUUUGUGCAUCAUUCAUUCAUUGGUUUUCAGAAAAUCAGAGGAUAUAGCUGCUCGUGAUACUUGUAAUUCUGACAAAAAAUUGGCCUGAAUGGGUUAAUAACAUAGAAUCCUCUGGCUAACAACCUAUGUCCUGCCCUCUAGUAGUGAGGUGCAUAACUUGUUUUGGGCUCACAACCUUGUAUGUAGAAUAAGCCAUAAGUGUCUGACCUUCAUCUAAUAAACUGAUGCAAAGUG